Molecule: messenger RNA, 1664 nt
Organism: Branchiostoma floridae (Florida lancelet)
Lineage: Eukaryota; Metazoa; Chordata; Leptocardii; Amphioxiformes; Branchiostomatidae
Product: protein FAM183B-like
Exons: 5
Coding region: 215-631 (138 amino acids)
Cellular component (GO): ciliary base
Source: RefSeq, a predicted model, not a curated record
CGAUUGGUUCUUUGGUAUCGUGGCAACGGGUUGUUUACACCCUACGUCAGCUGUGUAAACAGAGAGGUAAAGUCCUUUUGUUUGGGGCCCUUUUCAGUCGCUUGGUGCUAGAUUCAAACAGUAACGCCGCGUGUACCAGCCAAAACACCGGCCGCCUCAGAAAAAAAGUUGUUGACAAUCUCCCUGAAGCCGUGACAACAGACACAUCAACAAGAUGGCCACUAAGGCACAACAACCGACGAAGGACCCCAUCAACAUUGUUCACCAGCACGCCAUCCUGUGUGAAACCAUCAAAAAGGAAACUCUCAACCAGAAGCUCUACACCAACUAUAGCAUCAACCCUUUCAGGAAAUUGUACACUCUAACAGGGAAACCGAACUCCACACAUGAUUCUGCGGACGGCGAGGAAGAUCCCCAAUUUCUUAAGAUCAUCCGCCGGGCACACAAGGAGCCUGAGAAGAAGUUCAUCUUCCCUCAGACGGAGGCUCAAGAAAUCGGCUGGAUUCACAAACCCUUGAUAAAGCAAGACCGUGAAGACAGACGACUGCACUUCCCCCGCCAGAACUCAGAGAUCACAAAAUACAUGGACGCAGCCUGGAGGCUAAAGGAGCAGACAGAGAACCUACAGUAGAGAAGGACAGUCUGACUAGCUUUGUAACGCUAGUGCAUCUUUAUCAGUGGGGUAGCCUGUAUCCGUCGUUAUAUCAAACUGCAGUAUUUUCAAUUAUUGGGGGGAACCUAUGUCUGUUUCUAUAAGAAACUGCAAUAUUUUCAAACAUCAGAACAUUAUAUUUCCAACAACUGUCUGUCGACUUGAUAUUUUCAAAAACAAUGGCUAUUGCUAUACUGGUUUAACCCCAUGGAUAAAGGUGAACUAGCAUUACAGUAUAGACGGUUGAUACAAUCAGACUAGAUCUAGCUUUGUAACACAACUAAUAGUACAGUAGAAAUUAUGCAGGGACAUGACAGACAAGAAUUCUUUUAAAUGGAUGCCAAAGUACUUAAAAAUGUAUGUAUUUAUACUACAUGUGUAUAAUUAUACAAAUGAUGAAGUGGAGAAUCAAAUGACUCACGCAGCUGUGAACUGUUUUGUAAUCUUCUCAACUUUUUGUUAUCUUACUGAAAGAUACAAAAGUCAUGUAGUUCGUAUUUCAAUGUCAAAAUUGAUCCAAAAACUAUGUAAAACUCGUCAGAAUAUUUUGGUGGUGGAAAAUGGAAAUCAAGCAAAUUGUAAUACCAGACUCAGUAUGUUUCUUGGGAAUCUACAAUGUCAGUACUUUCCUUGGAAGAAAAUGAUACUUGAGUUUAUGUGAAACUGUAUAGGCUGCUAUGAUUUAGGUGGAAGUCAGGUGCCUUUAGACAUUCUUAAAUGUACAUAAAAAUCCACAAUUUUAUCAUCAAGAUGGCAAGUGCCAAUCAAGCUAACACAUCUUACUGUAGUCGAGUUGUUAUAUUGCACUCAGAACCGAACCGAACAAUCAUGGCAUUUUGCACAAGAAACAAUUCAUGUAUCGAUAUUGCAGAUUUAUAUUGCAUUAUUACCAUUCUGCAAACAACAGAAUUAAUGCCAUUUUAUAGUCUUUUAGCCAUACACUCAGUGAAUGUAUAUAUGCUGCAUGUGCGUUGCAUAUACUGUACGACACAAUAAAGUGUGGUUCAAAAUA